Molecule: messenger RNA, 1178 nt
Organism: Theobroma umbraticum
Lineage: Eukaryota; Viridiplantae; Streptophyta; Magnoliopsida; Malvales; Malvaceae
Gene: ARFA1B
Product: ADP-ribosylation factor A1B
Molecular function (GO): GTP binding; GTPase activity
Source: RefSeq, a predicted model, not a curated record
UUUUGACACAUGGGAAGAAGUCUCUCUUUUUUUAAUUAUUAUCCAUAACUUUUUUGGGAGAUAAAUAAAAAAUUUAGUAAAUUUAAUUAAGCCGCCCUGGACUGAAAAUUAAUUCGUAUCUGGUCAAAGCAAUAAAUAAAUAAUUAAUUUAUAAAACAUUUCAUAUUUGAGCCGAUUAUUUUUAGAUGCCAUUAAUCAAAUAAAAGAGCAGAGAAAUAAACGGAGAGAGUCUCAAGAGAAAGAGAUCAGAUCCUCCUUCCAAGCACACCAGAAAGUGAUUGAUUUGCUGGAUUUUUAUGUGAAUAAGUGCUGUGAGCUAGAAAGAGCAGAAGAGAGAUGGGGAUGACUUUUACGAAGCUCUUUAGCCGGCUUUUUGCCAAGAAGGAGAUGCGUAUUUUGAUGGUGGGUCUUGAUGCUGCUGGUAAAACCACUAUUCUGUACAAGCUCAAGCUCGGUGAAAUCGUCACCACAAUCCCAACCAUCGGGUUCAAUGUUGAGACAGUGGAAUACAAGAAUAUCAGCUUCACCGUUUGGGAUGUUGGGGGUCAGGACAAGAUCCGUCCUCUGUGGAGGCACUAUUUUCAGAACACUCAGGGUCUCAUUUUCGUGGUGGAUAGCAAUGACAGGGACCGUGUUGUUGAGGCAAGGGAUGAGUUGCACAGGAUGCUGAAUGAGGAUGAAUUGAGAGAUGCUGUUUUGCUUGUAUUUGCCAACAAACAAGAUCUUCCCAAUGCAAUGAAUGCUGCUGAAAUAACUGAUAAGCUUGGACUUCAUUCUCUCCGCCAGCGCCACUGGUAUAUCCAGAGUACAUGUGCAACUUCUGGAGAGGGCCUUUAUGAGGGGCUUGAUUGGCUUUCCAACAACAUUGCUAGCAAGGCAAGUGCAUAAACCUCAAAAUGCAUGAGCGAGGCUCAGGGUUUUGGUUGUUAGUUAGGCUCGUUGGAAUUCUGGCAACUCUGGAGAGGAUGGCUUCCCCUUUGUCCUGGAACUUUUGUAACGACAGAAUGUUUACUAGAUAUAAUAUGUGCUUUGUUUAACCUCGGCUUUAGCAAAUACUUGUAGUUGUAAACAACACUUUAUUACUCCAGCCUUUGGGAAUCGGAUUUGUUGUUUAGUACUGUUUGGGUCGAUUUCUUUAGUUCAUAUCGACUAGUAUCUGAUUUGGUAUUCGUUGGUUA